Hyposmocoma kahamanoa is the source of this 1498-nucleotide messenger RNA. RefSeq names its product stress response protein NST1. Lineage: Eukaryota; Metazoa; Arthropoda; Insecta; Lepidoptera; Cosmopterigidae. The record is from RefSeq and is a predicted model, not a curated record. The coding region runs from base 1 to 1284 and encodes 427 amino acids. The transcript has 10 exons.
AUGUCACAAGUUUACAAAGCAACAUUUCAAUAUAACUACAAAAGUAAUAAAAACCCUAGCAACAUCAAAAGAAUCAAAGAGCACGAAGAAAAAGCGCAACGUGAAAAGGAAGAAGAACUUCAAUUACAACAAAUGGAUAUUCGUAAGGCUAAUGAGGAGUUGGAGCAACUUCGGGAGUUUGAUAUGAAUUUCAAAGAAGCAGAAAAAAAGCGAAUUUGGCACGACAAUGAACAAUCGCUACUAGAAUACAAAAAGCGGAAGGAAGUGCUUGCAGCUCGUGACAAGAUGGACGAGGAUCUGAUACAAGUGCUGGUGAAAUCCAAAGCCACCAUUGAAAGGAGGCGCAAAGAGACCGAGAAAGCGACUCACGACGAAAGACAGCGCGUUCUGGACGCCAUCAGCGCGAAGUUACAAUCGGGCACAGCUGCUCGCGACGCUAAGGAGCAGGCCAGUCUGGAAGCCGCUGUCAAAGAGCGCAUUGCUGCUGAGGAAGCUCGCCACCAAGCGUAUCUGGACAAAGUGGCACGAAACAAGAAAGAGUGUCUUGAUUCUCGGGCGCAAUUUCUAAAAGACGAGGCACAACGUCUGCAUGAGCUUGAUACCAUGAAACGAUGGGAGAUGAUGAACAGAUUCAAGAACGCGGAAAUAUACGACGAGUACAAAGAAAACAAACGCAAGGAUAAAGAACGCAAAACAAAGGAAUAUCACGAUAUAAUAAUGGAAAUGCGGAAAGAGCGUGAUGAUCGUGAUAAGCAAGAAAGAGACGAGCGUAGAUACUUCUACGGCGAGCUGGCAGAGAAGAAAUUACGUGAUGCGGAUAAUAGGCUACUAAGUCACGCCGCUGCCUUAUUAGAAGAAGCUAAAUCGAAGGGAAGACCAUUGUUGCCACUACUAAAGGCAAUUGACCGCUACUGCAAGUUAUACCGUCUCUACCCAAUGCCAGACCUGCCAAAUCCGCUGCAGAAGAUAUUCCCCACUUACCAUGCCACAGACAGUAGCAAACCAGACCCUGGAUACAAGGUGCCACCGCCACCAAUUUGCACCUUAAGCCCUGAUGGUGAUGAACUGGAAGAGGCAGUAGUCACUGGCAAGACAGACGGUCUUCAGGAAAUUCCCAAGGCCGGGCCAUCGAAGCCGCCGCCGAACAAAUCGGAGACUAACGACGACUACAAACGAUCCGGCCCUGUCAAUGGACUGCAGCAGAAACCAGAGGUGCCAUGUCUUCAAGUGAUCCCGUGCAAAACAGUCAACUGCACGUGCGACCUCAAGCCGAAACCGCUCUAAAUAAACUAGUAUACGUAACACUGCAUACCUGAAAAGGUGAUUUAGCUAGUCAAAAAUUAACAAUCUUGGGAAUAAGGCCCGUUAUCUACCUCAGCGUAAAAAGUAGUCUCAAUAACCAGUAGUAUUAAAUAUUUGGCGCUUUCUUUGGUUUAAGUCGGGUUAAAACUCAUUAACGCAUGAAAUUGAAAGGCAAAAUAUAUUUACAACUUAAAAU